AUGGAAACCUUGGGUGCUUCCAUCGUUGAAGUUAGUAGGUGUGUAGGCAACUCAGUGUGGUCACUGUUUUCCAUCCCGAAAAUUUUCCAGAAAAACAUCCAAACUUUGAAGGAGGAGCUGCAGAAGCUCUCUCGCAGAAAGUAUGAUAUAACAGAAGAGAUCGAUGUAUCAAGAUUAGAAGGGAAGCACCCCCCUUGCCAAGUUAUAGAGUGGCUUGAAAGGGUUGAGAAGAUCGAACGUGAGGUGGAGGGGAUUGAACAUGAAGGUCGGCUACUUUUGGAGGCAGAUCCCAUUGAUUCUCCCUUCGGCCCGGGUUGUAUGCUUGACUCUAAUAUGCGGCGCAAGUACCAACUUAGCAAAACUGCAGCAAAGAAGCGUCAUGAGGUGAAAAAAGUUACCGAGGAGUUAUGCAGUCUUCCAAUACCUAUGGAAUAUAGGAAGCCAACUGAUAUAGUGGUUGAGCAUAUCCCGGCGCCUUCUCUUAUUGGUCCAAGCAGCUGCUAUUCAGUCUGUCUACCGACUCAGCAUGAUGAGAGAAGAAUCAUCCUUCGAGGGGUUGACCUCUCGCAUCGAGACCUCGAGGGGCUAUUGAGCACAGCAAGUGCCCUGGACCUGUUCACAUGCGGAGGUAUAAGUAGUUUAUCUGAUAUAAUUACUAACAAGAGUUUGUGUGGCCUGCCAAACUUGAAGUCGCUCACCAUAUCAAAUUGCGACUGCAUAACUACAUUGUUAGUCAGCGAAACAACUCUUCGGAGCACAUUGCCAAAUUUGGAGCACUUAACUCUGAGUCACCUGGAUAACUUAGCAACCUUGUUGGACACAAUAGUCCCCAGAGGAUGCCUUAAAAUUUUAAAGACCAUCCAGGUGGUGGGAUGUCGACUUCUAAAGAAUCUCAUAUCUUUUGCUAUACUUCGACUGGUUCCAAACCUCGAAGAAAUCAAGGUGAGUGACUGCAGGAGGAUGAAGCAGGUUAUCACGAAAACUUUCCCUGAAAUGCUUCCAAAGUUGAAAACCAUAGAAGUCAGGGAUAUGGAAAACUUAAGGACUAUCUGUUCAAGGGAAGCAGAACUGUCAGCUCUAGAGAGGAUAGUGGUGAGCAACUGCCCCAGGUUGGUGAAGCUUCCCUUCGCAGCCCGUCAUGCAGUGACUAUUAAAGAGAUUAGAGGAGAUUUAAACUGGUGGAGAACUGUUAAAUGGAAUGAUCGUGCAGAUAAAAUCAGUCUUCAGCAACGAUUCCAAGCGUGGGCAGACACCGGGCUGCAGCCGAUGGAGGAUUAA
This is a messenger RNA of Pyrus x bretschneideri (Chinese white pear), 1278 nucleotides long. Its product is annotated as disease resistance protein At4g27190-like. The record is from RefSeq and is a predicted model, not a curated record. The coding region runs from base 1 to 1278 and encodes 425 amino acids. Lineage: Eukaryota; Viridiplantae; Streptophyta; Magnoliopsida; Rosales; Rosaceae. The transcript has a single exon.